CUGUGCGUCAUUAGUCGGCUGCAGCGGCGGCUCCCAGCCUCUGUACUUCGAUGGUAGCUGCUCUGUGGGGAACCUGUGCCACGAGCUCAUUCACGCUCUGGGGAUGUACCACGAACACACCCGCAUGGACCGAGACCAGUACAUCUCUAUCAACUGGUCAAAAGUCAAGCCUGGCAAGAAGGGAAACUUUGAAAUAAGUGCUGGAAACACUCUGAACCUGCCGUAUGAUUACAACUCUAUAAUGCAUUAUGGACCGUCUUUCUUCAGUGUCGAUGGAACUCCAACCAUAUUGACCAAUGGGGGAUAUAAUAUUGGUCAAAGGAAAUACCUGAGCCAGCUGGAUAUCCAGAAACUGAACACACUCUACCACUGCUGAGAGUCCAACUGGUUUGAGUCCAACUGGUUUGAGUCCAACGAGGUUUAAUAAAGACUUUUAACUGA
This is a messenger RNA of Austrofundulus limnaeus, 441 nucleotides long. Its product is annotated as high choriolytic enzyme 1. The record is from RefSeq and is a predicted model, not a curated record. Gene Ontology annotation, biological process: proteolysis. Gene Ontology annotation, molecular function: metalloendopeptidase activity; zinc ion binding. NCBI's taxonomy places the organism in Eukaryota, Metazoa, Chordata, Actinopteri, Cyprinodontiformes, Rivulidae.